Molecule: messenger RNA, 2522 nt
Organism: Microtus oregoni (creeping vole)
Lineage: Eukaryota; Metazoa; Chordata; Mammalia; Rodentia; Cricetidae
Gene: Cwh43
Product: cell wall biogenesis 43 C-terminal homolog
Exons: 16
Coding region: 154-2253 (699 amino acids)
Biological process (GO): GPI anchor biosynthetic process
Cellular component (GO): endoplasmic reticulum
Source: RefSeq, a predicted model, not a curated record
UGCCAGGGAGGAGGCGCCGCACCCUGCUUGGGCUCCUGUGGCCGCCUCAGACCCGCGUGCCACUCGGGGACACCGUGCAGGCAGGGCGGACCCCGCAGGGAGCGCGGAGCGCUCGGAGGGACGGUCCUCAAGGCUUUCCAAGUGUCCGCAGCGAUGCCAGACCUGUGGAGAGCAAUCGCUGGGGAGACCCUUCUGGGCUACGUCUCUUGGUCUCUCUACCAUGGGCUGGGGCCCAUGAUCUAUUACUUUCCCCUGCAAACGCUGGAGCUCACCGGGCUGGAAUUGUUUGGUGUCGUGUUUCUCUCCCCGAUACUCUUAAUAAUCCCUCCAAUCUGGAGACUCGUUAAUAAGAAGUGGACACUCUCUCUGCUGAGGAUCGUCACUGUCGGCAGCAUAGCCUCCUUUGAGGCUCCGAAUGCCAAGCUUCGAUUGGUGGUCCUUGCUCUUGGCGUGUCUUCUUCGCUGAUAGUGCAAGCUGUGAGCUGGUGGACAGGAAGUGGAUUGCAAAGGUACCUCAGACUCUGGGGAUUCAUUCUGGGACACAUGCUUCUUGUUGUCCUCCGGAUAUGGUACACAUCACUGAACCCGAUUUGGAGUUAUCCAAUGUCCAACAGAGUGAUCCUGACAUUGAGCGUCAUAGCUAUGUUUGACUGCAUUGGCACAGAUGGUUACUACAGUACCUCUGAGGGGAAGAAGCCCAGCGAAGUCACCAAGGGCGUGGCUUCUCGAAAUAGCUGGCUGUUGCCAGGUGCUGCCUUUGGGAGCCUCAUGUUCCUCACUCACUGGAUCUUUGGAGAGGUCUCUAUUGUUUCCAGAUGGGCAGUGAGUGGUCAUCCUCAUCCAGGGCCCGAUCCUAACCCAUUCGGAGGUGUGGUUCUGCUGGGCUUGGCUAGUGGAUUGAUGCUUUCAGGUUCAUCAAGGCUUUGUGACGCUGGGCUAGCCUGGUGGGCAACAGGAGCAGCUUCAGCCAUGGGUCUCCUUUACCUGCAUACGUGGGCAGCAGCUGUUUCUGGAUGUGUACUGGCCGUCUUCACGGGGUCUGUGUGGCCUCAAGUACUUGGACACCUUGUGAACUCUGGGACAAACCCUGGGGAAACCAUGACCACAGGCAUGAUCACUUAUCUUUUAGAAAUAUUUUUCUGUGCCUGGUGCACAGCUUUCAAGUUUGUUCCUGGAGGUGUCUACGCUAGAGAAAGAUCGGAUGUGCUUUUGGGAGCCAUAAUGGUAAUUAUUGGAUUAAAUAUGCUGUUUGGACCUAAGAAAAACCUUGACUUUCUUCUUCAAACAAAAAAUAGUUCUAAAGUACUUUUGAGAAGGAGUGAAAAAUACAUGAAACUUAUUUUGUGGCUGCUUGUUGGUGUGGGGUUGUUAGGAUUAGGACUACGGCACAAAACCUAUGAGAGAAAACUAGGCCAAGGGGCACCAGCAAAUGUGGUCUCCGCUGCCAUCUGGCCUUUUCGGUUCGGCUAUGACAACGAGGGAUGGUCGAAUCUAGAGAGGUCCGCUCAGCUGCUCACGCAGACGGGUGCGGACUUUAUUACCAUUUUGGAGAGCGAUGCUUCUAAGCCCUUUAUGGGGAACAACGACCUAACCAUGUGGCUGGGGGAGAAGCUGGGCUUCUAUACGGACUUUGGGCCAAGCACCAGAGAUCACACUUGGGGGAUUAUGGCGCUGUCCCGGUACCCAAUUGUGAGAUCGGAGCAUCACCUUCUUCCGUCGCCAGAGGGCGAGAUUGCACCAGCCAUAACUCUGACUGUUAACGUCUCCAACAAACUGGUGGACUUUGUGGUGACGCAUUUUGGGAAUCACGAAGAUGACCUUGACAGGAAACUACAAGCUAUUGCAGUUUCAAAACUACUGAAAAAUUGCUCGAACCAAGUAAUAUUUCUGGGCUACAUCACUUCAGAACCUGGUUCCAGAGAUUACCUGCAGCUCACGGAGCAUGGCAACGUGAAGGAUAUUGACAACUCAGAUCAAGACAGAUGGUGUGAAUACAUCAUGUAUCGUGGCCUGAUCAGGUUGGGUUAUGCAAGAAUCUCUCAUGCAGGACUAAGUGACUCUGAGAUUCAGAUGGCCAAGUUCAGGAUCCCGGAUGAUCCUGCCAAUUACAGAGACAACCAGAGAGUGGUCAUAGACCACAGAGGACUUCCUAAGAGCAUUCAUUUCAACCCCAGAUUUGGCUCCUACAAAGAAGGACACAAUCAUGAAAACAACCAUCGUUUUCACAUGAACACUCCCAAAUACUUCGUCUGAACCCUUUUAGACAAGGAGUCGUCGUUGGCUGGGGCAAGUUUGUAACAGCUCAAAAAGAGUUGAAUGAGAAUGGCAGGAUACACGUGAUGAACCUCAGGAGUUAGAAAGGGUGACAUCAUGCAGCGGGAAUCCCAUCAAUUUAUAAGCCAUGCUGCUUAAUAAACGCAUCUCUCUGAGUUACUUUUAUUAAAAAGAGCUGUGUGAUAAUAUAAGAAAAUUAAGCUCAGGGCUGGAACUGGAGCUCAGUGGUAGAGUGCUUGCUUGCCUGG